Molecule: messenger RNA, 789 nt
Organism: Didymodactylos carnosus
Lineage: Eukaryota; Metazoa; Rotifera; Eurotatoria; Philodinida; Philodinidae
Source: the annotation of a GenBank genome assembly
AUGAAUAGUAGAACAGAAUUUAAUAAUAAUCAUCGUGCAACCUACACAAAUCGUACCUAUGUACAUUAUCCCGUUAAUAUUUGCGAAAAUUUAUUAUACGAUAUUCACGAAUUUACAUCAUCAUCUGCAUCAUCCUAUAGUAAUUAUAAUAAUAACUAUGAUAAUCCACUCACUCUUCUAUCAAAUGAUAAAGAUGUUGUUAAAUAUGAUAAUCUAGCUGUUGAACAAAGUUUGAAUACAACUGAUGAAACAAAUAGACUAUUUACAAAUAAACGAACAUGUUCAACUGAAUCACGUAGUACACAACCAAAUUCUUCACAAAUAUUUUUCUAUUUUCCUCGAUGGUUAUUGAUAUUAUGUGCAUGCAUAAUAUCAUUGUUAUUAUUAUUUCUAAUUGGACUCGGGAUAUUUCUAUUGAAUAAAUUAAUGAAACCGGUUAUUAUUAAUGCUACAGUGAAUAAUCAUUAUCAAGUAACAAAUAAUAUUUCAAAUAUUACUAGUACACCAAUGUUAACAAUUAGAACUCAUCGUUUAGUCUAUAAUACGCCUAAAACUGCUUUACAUAUGCUUGUUUCACCAUCGCUUUACAUGCUUCGAGCAACAAUAACAAGAAAAGAAAAACAAUGUGGUCCUAAUAAGUGGGGUAUAAAUUGUGAAGAAUGUAAACCGUGUGGAAAAGGUUAUUGUCAUCCGAAAACUGGACAAUGUGUUUGUCCAUCAGAAAUGUUUGGACCCUAUUGUGAUCUUUGGCGAUUGAAUGAUAAACCAAAUCGUGGUGAUAUGAACUAA